UCUUUUCUUUCUUUCUGUCUCUCUCAUCAUCAUCUAACUCCCGAACGAGUCAGUGAAAUCAGAGUUGGCCUUACAGCAGGUUUCUUAAACACACUUACUAUUUUUUGCUCUUUCCUUGUAGCUUUCUGUUGCUACACUGCAACAAACAAAGUCCCACAUCAGAUGGUUUUCCAGGCCAUUAUUUUUUGAACAUUACUUUGAUUAAAUCAUCAAAUGAAGGGCAUGAUGGCCAAUCACAAUGCUAGUGCUAUAAAUGCAACAGAAAAUCCAAAUGCCUUGAGUUGUUUCCCAUCCUCAUCUUCCUCUUCUUCUUCUUCUUCACCUGGUUUUUCAAUGGGGAUGGUUUAUGCAGAUAUGGGCUCCCUCUCCCUUAGUGCCUCCAACUAUGAUCUAGUUUCUUCUCACGAGAGCAGUUAUUACAAUACCUCAAACUCAAACCUCUCUCAUAAUCAUGAAGUGGAAAAUGGUAAUACACCAUAUUUCUGGGGGUUUCCGCCGUCUUUGGGAACCAGAAGCGCCGAGGAACACCACGGCCACCACAACAAUAGUGACUUUCGCGGAGGCGGUAAGGCCUGUUCAGAUAGCAUGAGUGAUGAUGGGACUGAGGAACAUAAUGAGUCUAUGAAUCACAAAAAUGGGCAGUCAAAACUGUGUGCCAGGGGGCAUUGGAGGCCUGCAGAGGAUUCCAAGCUCAAGGAACUUGUUGCUCUUUAUGGUCCUCAGAAUUGGAACCUUAUAGCGGAGAAGCUGGAAGGAAGAUCAGGGAAGAGCUGUAGACUGAGAUGGUUUAACCAGCUGGACCCAAGGAUCAACAGAAGAGCUUUCAGUGAAGAAGAGGAAGAGAGACUAAUGCAGGCUCAUAGAAUAUACGGCAACAAAUGGGCCAUGAUAGCUAGGCUCUUCCCUGGAAGAACCGAUAAUGCUGUGAAGAAUCAUUGGCAUGUUAUAAUGGCCAGGAAGUACAGAGAACAGUCCAGUGCUUAUAGGAGAAGGAAGCUUAGUCAAUCUGUAUACAGAGCUUCAUCAAUGGAGGAAAACAUGAAUUCAGCUCCUCCAGCAGUACCAUACUCAUAUCUCAAUAAUUAUGGGUCAAGUGGUAAUUCACACAACAUGGCCAGUUGGGAAGAAGCAGCAAUAAUCACAAACGAAAAGGUCCCUCCUCCUUUUCAAUUCCUUCCUGGUACAAAUGAUGAAGCAGGUCAGAUAUCAUCUGGUAAUUUCUAUGAUCAUCCACCAUAUAUGAUGAACGUGAUGGCAAUGCGACAGUCAAAUUACUACCAUACCCUUCAGAGUUACUCAGAUUCAACAUCAGCAUCGCCAAGUCUAGUUUCGGCCGGCGGCAAACUCUCAUCUACAUCAUCAGCUGGAGAUCAGGAAAGAAGAGACAUUGCACCGUCCUUCAUUGAUUUUCUUGGGGUUGGAGCUACAUGAAGUUAGACGCCUACCAAAAGCUGAAAAGGGUUUUAAAUUUUUCAUAUAAUCAUGAGAAAGGGUCUCAAUGUGGUUGUGGUCCAAGAAUUGUAAGAAGCCCUUAGAGGUAAAAGAGAGAGGAUUGUUGUUCUUAGUUCAGCUAGCUACUACUACUGACAGUGAAAAAUCUGCAUCAGCCCCUUUAAGUCAUGUCCAACCAUCUUUUUCAAUAUAUGUUACCACUUACCCCCCAAUCCCCCAUGCCAA
Messenger RNA from Rosa chinensis, 1677 nucleotides. Its product is annotated as transcription factor MYB54. Gene Ontology annotation, molecular function: DNA-binding transcription factor activity, RNA polymerase II-specific; RNA polymerase II cis-regulatory region sequence-specific DNA binding. The record is from RefSeq and is a predicted model, not a curated record. The transcript is spliced from 3 exons. NCBI's taxonomy places the organism in Eukaryota, Viridiplantae, Streptophyta, Magnoliopsida, Rosales, Rosaceae. Bases 214 to 1431 code for a protein of 405 amino acids. Gene Ontology annotation, cellular component: nucleus. Gene Ontology annotation, biological process: regulation of DNA-templated transcription.